AUGACUCUUGGCUCUCUCCUUCAGGCCAUGUGGGUCUUUGCCCUGCUCCCACUCAUCUUCCCGGCCCUGCUGCCCACAGCCGGCACUGCCAACCCAGGCCAGCCCUGCCCAUCAGAGAUGAGCAAGGUCAAGGAUCUCCUGGAGGUGAACUGCACGGGGCAGGCUCUCAGCGCGGUGCCCCCAGACCUGCCUGCAGACACGGGCAUCCUGCUGCUCAGUGCCAACCACCUGGCAUCCCUCUCCACCACCGCCUUCCUGCCCCUCACCCAGCUGCAGGACCUAGACCUGGCCAACAACGGGCUGGUGGCUCUGCACACCACGUCGCCACUGCCGUCCCUGAGGGAGCUGAUCCUCUCCCACAAUGCCCUGGGGGCCCUGCCCGCCCUGCAGGGCCUGCCUGCGCUCACCCACCUGGCCGUGGCCCACAACAGCCUGGUGACACUGGCCCCGGGGGCUUUCUACACUGUGCCACGGCUGCAGGACCUGGACCUGCGAGGGAACCAGCUGCGGACGUUGCCCCAGGAUGCCUUUGCAGGGCUGAAGGCACUCAAGUACUUGGACCUCUCAGACAACCUCCUGGAGGAGCUCCCCAAAGAGCUGCUGCAGGAUCUGCAAAACCUGGAGACCCUCUGGCUCUCAGGGAACCGCCUGCGGAUGCUGCCCAAGGACUUCUUCCCCAAGGACCAAUUCUUUGCAUACGUCUUCCUCACUGAGAACCCCUGGCAUUGCGACUGCGACCUGCGCUAUCUGCGGACCUGGAUCCUUAGGAACGUGGACAGUGUCUAUCAGCCGGAGCGGGGCCUGGAGAAGACAAAGGUGGAGGUCGCCCCUGAAAAGGUGCUGUGCCACAGCCCCCCUGAGCAUUGGCAGAAGCCCAUCAUCCACUUCAAGCCCAACUGCAGCGAUGUGGGGGAUGUGGAAGAGGAUGAAGAGGAGGAUGAUGAGGAAGAAACAAUGGAGAAAGAGACCAUGAUCACUUUCUUCCCCUCACAUCCACCCUUCCCCAAAGAGCACACUACCAUGAGCCGUGCUGUUACCUGGCCUCCCCUUGCUACCAAAAGACCUCCCUUCAGCACACCCAGUAGCUCUACCCUUGCUGCAGGCACUUUGCUUGUGAUGCCUGCAAGCACCAGAUCUGCCAACACCACCACUCCUGCGCCAGCCAGUCCCACCAUCACACCCACACAGACCCCCAGCACUGCUGCUGUCCUCAUUGCUGCUCCAGCCAGCACUCCGCACAGAUCCAUCACCCUUGUCUCCACCACCUCGCUGCCAACCACUAUGAGCACCAGACUUCGCAACACCAGCAGCCAUCCCCAAACCACCCCUGCUGCCAGCACUACCAACACCUACGCCACUCUCAUAGCGUCCACUGGCAUGUUUUCCACCACCUCCACAGCAGUGCCUUCUACUGCCAUGCUAGAGGCCUCUUCCAUUGUCAGAUCUUCAUCUCCUCCUCUGACGCUGACCACACCAGUGGCCUCCACCACCGUGCUUUCCACUCAUGCCCCAACACCACGAGCUCCCCUGGACACCAUACGCUCCACCCAGCCUGCACCUUCCUCUCCACCUGCGCCUCCGCCCCUCUGCCUGUGCUCCACCCCAGGACUGGCCACACCCAUGCUGUGCUCGCGGGCAGGUGGGGAGGGUCUGCAGUGGGGGCAGCGGGUGCUAAGACAUUGCUGCCUAUUGCACUGGGUGCUCUACCUGGCGUCCUUGGCUCUGCUGGUCCUGACCAUGCUGGCUCUAGCAGGCUGGCUGGUGUGGAUGUGUCUGGUGGGACGGCCCUCCUGGCACAGGUCCCUGCAGACCCAAGAGGUGCAGUAUCCACUGCUGAGGUGGAGAGAGUUGACAAGAAGCCCUGUGAUGCAUCUCAGCAGCUUCAGGAGCCCCCUCCAGCGCCCCAUGUUCUGUACCAUCAAGGAAGUGGAGUUGUGCCCUGAGGUCACUUACUGCACAAUUAAAGACCUGGGGAUACAGAACAGUUCUUCCACAAGUUCCUCCUUCUGCACCACGAAGGAGCUGUGGGUCCACCACAGUUCUCUGAAUGCCUCGUUCCAGUCUUUCUCCAGGAAGCUGGUGGUCACAAACCUCAGCUCCCUGAGGACCCCUUCUGCUUACAGCCUGGACAAGGGUGUCAAGGCCAUUGGUGAUGUCAGAGUGAAAUAUGCUGGCAACAGCUUGUAA
Messenger RNA from Pelecanus crispus (Dalmatian pelican), 2187 nucleotides. RefSeq names its product glycoprotein Ib platelet subunit alpha. Gene Ontology annotation, molecular function: protein binding. Lineage: Eukaryota; Metazoa; Chordata; Aves; Pelecaniformes; Pelecanidae. Gene Ontology annotation, cellular component: plasma membrane. Gene Ontology annotation, biological process: long-term memory. The record is from RefSeq and is a predicted model, not a curated record.